Scheffersomyces coipomensis is the source of this 1496-nucleotide messenger RNA. RefSeq names its product cytochrome-b5 reductase. The transcript has a single exon. Lineage: Eukaryota; Fungi; Ascomycota; Pichiomycetes; Serinales; Debaryomycetaceae. The record is from RefSeq and is a predicted model, not a curated record. Gene Ontology annotation, cellular component: endoplasmic reticulum; plasma membrane. Gene Ontology annotation, molecular function: oxidoreductase activity. The coding region runs from base 207 to 1097 and encodes 296 amino acids.
UUUUCUUUAAAGUGCGUGAUUUUGAUAGUUACCGGCAACUACUGUAGAUUUUUUUUUUCACCAAUUAUUUGAUCAAAGCUCUGCUUAGAAUUGAUUUGAAUUGAUUUGAUUUGUUUGUUUUUUUGAAUUAGUUUUACUUUUCAGUUCAGUUAGAGUCCCCUUUCUUUUGGUUUGAGUUUUAUAUAUAUAUACAACAGGUGGCAAUAAUGGAAGACAAAAGAGAGCUCUUGAAACAACCCUUACAUGGGAUUUAUAUUCCUAUCUUACUUAUUUUAUUUGGGACCUUAAUCUUUGGGGUGGAAUAUUUACCAUAUAGUAUUGCAUUCAUAGUUGUUAUUAGUUCAGGUAAGCUUUAUGAAGUGUGGAAUAAUAGAACUUCAAUGGAUAAAUCUGUUUGGAAAGAAUUUGAAUUGAUUGAUAGAACUAUUAUUGGUCCUAUGACUUCCAUUUAUAGAUUUAAAUUAAAUCGUGAAAAUGAAAUUUUAGAUAUUCCAACGGGUCAUCAUGUGGCAUGUUGUUUUACUAUUGAUGGUAAAGAUGAAAUGAGAUAUUAUUCUCCCAUUUCAAAUCAAUUCGAUGCUGGAUUUUUCGAUAUCUUAGUUAAACAUUAUGAAAAGGGUAAAGUUACUCGUAGAUUAGCUGCUUUACAUGAAGGUCAAACUGCUAAAUUUAGAGGUCCAUUUGGAAAAUUGAAUUAUGAACCUAAUAUGGCUAAGGAAUUAGGUUUAAUUGCUGGUGGUUCAGGUAUAACUCCUAUUUUACAAGUUAUAACUAGAAUUAUUACUAAUCCUGAAGAUCAUACUAAGAUAAAUUUAAUCUUUGCUAAUGAAACUGAUAAAGAUAUCUUAUUAAAGAAUGAAAUUGAUGAAAUUGCCAAGAAAUAUCCUUAUUUCAAUGUUCAUUAUACUUUAACCAAUCCACCUGCUGAUUGGGAUGGAAGUUCAGGUUAUGUUAAUAAAGAAAUGAUUGAAAAAUAUUUACCAUCUGUCCUGAAUGAAAAUAGAAUUUUUAUUUGUGGACCACCAGCCAUGAAAAAAUCUUUAAAAGAACAAGCUAUUGAAUUAGGUUGGGAAACUGAUAAUAUCUUUUGCUUUUAAUCAAACAAAAAGAAUGUAGUUCUGCUUUGACAUUGUUUAACACAUAUAUUCUCUUUUCAUAAAAUUAAAAAAAAAUUUGCUAAAAAUGUAAAUAGAAAUCAUCAUUUAAUAUAAAAUAGUUAAAAAUAGAUUAAAAAACUAGGAUAUAGCAACGAUUAUUAAAAGGUCCCCGAUCUCCGUAGAGUUGUCGAUCAGUGUUAUGGUUCGGCUAGAAUCAUGUAGUAUCCGCUACAAAUUUUUCCGCAAACGUUUUACCACCACGUAACCUUGGUGGUUGAAUAAGAAAAACAUAACGAUAGUUAACCUCAUUCAUAUAUCAUACGUAAGCAAACAGCUUCCAAUCAAUGGUUGCAAUUAUGAAUCUAGAAUGAACGUAACUUAAUCCAGAAUUAGUCGUAA